CGAGUCUUGCGGACUUUUUUUUUCUUUUCCGCAUUGAGUAUAAAAAUCUAUAUAGUGUGUGCAUACAAUAUAUAAAAAAAAAAUAGUGUGAAGAUCGUCAGUUUACAUUAAAAAUAGUUUUUCAUAUUUCUUUUCUCUUUUUGUAACCCCCGUCGUGUGUCGACUUCAGGAAAAAUCGACAACGAUUCUGUGAAAAGUUGCAGUUGCAGCAAAAAAGGAAUAAGAGAAGGAAAAGAAAAAAAGGGUUAAUUUAAUUGCAGUUUGGGGUGAAUAAAAAAAAUUAUUUGUCGCUCAAAAAAAAAUAAGUAAAGUAAAUAAAAUAAGUGCAACAACACAAAUGUGUAUAAGUUUAAUUGAUAAAAUGAAAGUUACAUAAAACAAGAAGUUUAAAUAGCCCCAGCAAAACCGAAGCAAAUAUCCAUAAAGGAGAGAAACAGCAACAAAAAAAGAGCUUAAAACUUGCUUUCUUGUGCGCAUAUUUUGCACAUUUUUAUUGCAAUUUACAAUUUGCAGUUGUGUAUUUUUUUUCCUGCAUUAAUCACUUGCAAUAUUUAUCAUCAUCAUUUGUGUAUUACAUACCGUAUAAAUAUAAUUUUGAGAGUGUCUACCUCACAAUUGAGUGAAUGAGUGACAAUGAUGAUUUACAAGUCAAAAUCAUUGCAUUAUAAUCUGAUAAAUAUGAUACAUGAACACAACAAGUAUCUGAUUAGUCCAUUUGACAGCAAAUAAGUACUGAAGAACCAUCAAAAAAAAAUCGUAGUGACCAAAAAUCUUACAAACAAGUGAUCCAAAAAAAAAUAAAAAAAAUAUCAUAUCUAAUCACAAAUAUAUAUUAAAGGAAAACACAAACAUUGCCUGAGAUAAAAAAUAAAAAAAUAUCAAGUGAGAAGUGUGACAAUUCAGUGAAAAUAAACUUUCAAAGUUCCUCACAGUAUUUCCAAUAAAAUAAAAGUCGAAUUUCAAAUUAAGUGCAAAUUAAAUAAGUGAUAGAAAAGAUGGCAAGCUUAACAAGACCAUUCACAAUGCUCCUCAUGCUCUUUAUCAUAGGAUUAGCAACAUGUGCAAGAUCAAAAUCACCAUUGCUCGUUGAAGAUGAAGGCAAUCGACGAAAUAGACCAGCAGAGUGUCACUUUGGAAAAGAACUGAAAGAGCUUGGAUCGACGUGGUUUCCUGAUUUAGGAGCUCCAUUUGGAAAGAUGUAUUGCAUUAAAUGUCAAUGUUUGCCAGUACAAAAGAAGCGCAGAAUUGUAGCUCGCGUACAAUGUAGAAACAUUAAAAAUGAAUGUCCUAAGCCGACGUGCGAUGAGCCAAUUUUGUUACCGGGUCGGUGCUGUAAAACGUGUCCAGGAGAUUCAAGCAGUCCUGACAUUCUUCAAGACACACCGGUAGCUACAAUAAAUGAACCGGAAGAUAUGAAACAUUUCGGUGCCCUUCUUACUGGCAGAACGUCAACAAUGUUGAAGCGCGAUGAAAUGCUCAACAAUUAUUCCACAAAGAAUCCACAAAAUUUAAUAGCAACUGGUCGCUUCUCGUUCCAUAAGAAAAAUUUGUAUUACUCAUUUUAUGUAUCAGAAAAAGCAUCCCGUCCAAGUGCCAUACAAUUUAUAGAUAAUAGCGGUAAUAUUUUAGAGGAACAUAGUCUAGUCAUACCAAAUAAUGGUCCAAGCAGUAACUAUCAAAAUGCAACCGGCAAAAUUUGUGGAGUUUGGAGACGUGUACCAAGAGAUUACAGACGCUUAUUGCGUGAAGAUCAAAUGAAUGCUGUCUUAAUUUGGAAUGGAAAAUUCGGAUCAGAUUUAGCCCUUGCCGGUCCAAUCAGUAAAUAUCCAGCAUUAUCAACAGAAUUGUUUAGUUCAUUGUUGGAACCAGCACCAGGUACAAAUGCUGAUGUCAUGGCUGGAGCUGGUGGAACUGCAAUUGUAUCGACAAACAGUGGAGUUGCUCCAUCAAUUCAUCUUACAUUGGUAGUUAAUGGUCUUUUUGAAGCUGAUGAAACAGCCGAUAUUCCAUUGAAUAUUCGAUUGGAAAGUGUUGAAAAGAGAUCUGUUAUUAUAGAGGAAAUCCAACGUGUCAAAAAACCAAAUCAUGACAUUAAUGUUAUUGAAUUCUCAUCACCCGUUUCCGUCAAUGAGUUGCGCCUGUUGACUCGUGGAAAGCUUCAAAUUGUCGUUGAAUCAAAGAAAAAGCCUGAAUCAUUGAGAAUUCAAGGAAAUGUUAUUACACGUGUUGCAUGUGAACUCUUCCAGACACUUCUCUCAUCUCAUAAUCCUGAAUCAAAAACAAAAUCAGCUGGUAUGGCAUGGCUUUAUUUAAACAAAGAUGGAUCAUUAGUCUACAACAUUCAGACACAUAAUUUAAAUAUGGUUGAUAAGCCAUUAAUAACUCUUACAAAUGAUAACGGUGGAAAGAAGAAUACGGAACUAGAAGACUUGACAUCAUCACUUGAGAUGGAUCGUGCUUAUGGAGUUGUUGAUAAAUUGGGUCCGCGUGUUUUAGAGCCACUUUAUGCGGGAGAUCUUGGCCUUAAUGUUGCAACAAAAUCUGAAACGAGUCUCAUUCGUGGUAAAUUCUCCGUUCGACCUGUCACGGAUGCACGCGAUUCCGAAGAACCAAUUUUAUUGAAGCGUGUUGGCGAUCAUGCACCUUUACACUCAGUCGGUAUGGCAUGGAUUGCUGUCGACAACGAUUGUAAUCUACAUUACGAUGUAAGCUUAGCUGGAGUUCCGAAUCAAUAUCAUCCAUUGCAAUUGUAUCUUGUUGAUAUGCCAAUGGAAGUCUUUGGUGCACCAGUUCAUCGUCGCUUACUCGAAGAAUUUGCAUCGAAUCACUUGGAAGGUUUUGUUCUUAGCAUCUCAGCAACAGAUCUUGCAAAAUUGGAAUCAAGUGUUAAUUUUAUUGAAAUUGUAUCAAAGGAUCAAAAUAUACUAAAGUCGAAAGUCAAGUCAGUCAAAGUACCAAAUCAUUGCUAUCCAUUAACCGUUGAGAAUGAAGUUGGAAAUGGAGGUGCUGCAGAAGAUAACUCAAAUCAUCAAUCAUCCGACACGAAAUGUUAUCACUCGAAUCGAUUCUAUGACGAUGGUGAACAGUGGCAUAGCAUUAUUGAAUCUUGCACCGUUUGUGCAUGUAACAAUCGACGUGUUAAAUGUGAACCAAUCAAAUGUCCACCACUUAAGUGUAAGAAGGAAGACCAAUUGCAUAGAAAGGGUGAAUGUUGUCCUACAUGUGUUGGAAAAUAUGUGGAAGAGACCAACAAUAAUGCCCCACCACGUGGAUGCAAACUCGGUGACCAAUUCUACAAAGCUGGAUCAUCAUGGCAUCCAUAUUUACCACCAAACGGCUUCGACACAUGUGCUGUCUGUACAUGUGAUUCAAAUAGUUUAGAAGUAUCAUGUCCAAGAGUACAAUGUCCUCCACUUAACUGCAAUGAGAAACUUGCAUAUCGUCCUGAUAAAAAGGCUUGCUGCAAGAGAUGUCCAGACGUCAAACCACAAAAGGAAUCAAAACAAAACACCGAAGUAAUGAAGGAUGAAGGAAGCAGGACAGGCACGUUAAAUUCACCAACAGUAAUAAUGGCUAGUGGUGGCUGCAAAUCACAUAUGGGAUACCAUAAAAAUGGACAAGAAUGGCAUCCAAUUAUCGCUUCACAUGGUGAACAGAAAUGCAUCAAAUGUAAAUGCAAGGAUGGUAAUAUUAACUGUGAGAAGAAGCGAUGCCCACGUACAGCUUGCCAAAAUCAAAAUAAAAAUGGUAAGAAGCAGCCAGUGGACGAUGACUGUUGUCAAUGUCGAGCCAGACGUCAUCAAGCAGGACAUCGAAGAAAACAGAAGCAGCAACAGCAACAACAGCAGCAGAAUGCAUCCAAAAGUUGAAAUAUUCAUUCAUCAAAGUAGGAAACCGAAAAGUGUAAUGAAAAAAAAAAUUUCCAGAAAUUAUUAAAGUUCUUUUUUUGAGGAUGAAAAAAAAAACACACCCCCACAUAUACACGCGAAAAAAAAUUGUUUAAAAUGUUAAGAGAAACAAAAAAGCAUACAUAC
This is a messenger RNA of Chironomus riparius, 4034 nucleotides long. NCBI's taxonomy places the organism in Eukaryota, Metazoa, Arthropoda, Insecta, Diptera, Chironomidae. The record is from the annotation of a GenBank genome assembly.